AUGAAAAAGCAAAGUAAAAUUGAUGCAAUUUUUAAGAGAAAAGCUACUAAUAAUGUUGGAGUUCAAACAAGUCAACCCUCAAAUCUUAUUUCACAAGAAGUUCAAGUAAGUGAGCUCUCUAAUCUUACUCAAAAUACACAUCAACAUGAAACCAAAGUACCAAGAUUAGAAAGAGAUGUUGAUAUCUCUUUACUAGAAAGGGAUCCAGGAAAGCGACGUCCAAUUUGGCAGUAUAAUGUCAAUGAACGUGAUAAGAUUCGUAGAGCAUACAUAAUAGCUGUGCCAUAUCAACCAACAAAUAUUAACUAUCCAGCUUCUGAAAAAGAUGCUGCUUAUUGUUUGCCUUGCUACUUGUUUGGUAAACAUUAUGGUGCUCGCAAUGAUGGAAAAAAUGCAUUUUCAGAGUUAGGAUUUAGUAAUUGGAAGAAAGUAAACAAUGGGGUAAAUUGUGCAUUUGUAUGUCACGAGGGUUCUAUUCCUGAUUCUCCCCAUAAUUUAUGUGUGAAAUCUUGUGAUGAUUUAAUGGCUCAAUCUAAGCAUAUAGACAAAGUUCUUGAUAGGCAUAGUGAUGAAACUAUUGCAAAUAACCGUUUAAGGUUGAAGACAUCUAUUAAUGCUAUUCGAUGGCUUGCAUUUCAAGCAUGUGCAUUUAGAGGCGAUGAUGAAAGUCCUGGAUCUUUGAAUAGGGGAAAUUUUAUUGAGUUAAUUAAACUUUUAGCUUCCUGUAAUCAGAAUGUUAAUAAUGUUGUCCUUGAAAAUGCUCUUGGGAAUGCUCAAUAUAUAUCUCCCGGUGUUCAGAAAGAUAUAUUGCAUAUCUUUGCUAGAAAAGUGCGUGCAACAAUUCGAGAAGAAAUUGGUGAUUCUAAAUUUUGUAUAAUAAUUGAUGAAGCAAGAGAUGAGUCAAAGCGAGAACAAAUGUCUGUGGUUUUGAGAUUUGUAGACAAGCACGGUUGUGUUCAAGAAAGAUUUUUUGAUCUUAUACAUGUUUCUGAUACAUGUUCUUUGACAUUGAAAACAGAAAUUUCAUCAGUUCUUUCUCGUCAUAAUCUUGAUGUCCAAAAUCUUAGGGGACAAGGGUAUGAUGGAGCUAGUAAUAUGCGUGGUGAAUGGAAUGGAUUGCAAGCUCUAUUUCUGAAAGAUUGUCCUUUUGCUUAUUACAUUCAUUGUCUUGCUCAUCGAUUACAAUUAGCACUUGUUUCUGCAGCCAAAGAAGUUUGUUAUGUUCAUCAAUUCUUUUCAAAACUUACUCUAAUUGUAAAUGUUGUGACUAUUUCUCCUAAACGUCAUGAUCAGUUAAGGGUUGCUCAAGCAAAUAAUGUUGAAAACUUAAUUGCCAAUGAUCAAAUUGUGACAGGUAGUGGACUUAAUCAAAUUGGUACUUUGCAAAGAGCUGGAGAUACUAGAUGGGGGUCUCAUUUGAAUUCUUUAGUCAUGAUCUUUGUCAAGCUUUGCAACGAAAAAAUCAAGACUUUAAUCCAAAGAAUGAGAGAAUCAAGUUGGGAGGCUUUCAUAAAAGAAGUUAUACUAUUUUGUGAGAAACAUGAAGUUGAAGUUCCUGAUAUGAAUGCAUUGCAUAUUCCUAGAAGAGGCCGAACUUGCAAAAUUGUUGAUCAAAUUUCAGUGGAGCAUCAUUACCGUGUUAAUUUAUUUCUAGCUGUAAUUGAUACACAGUUGCAAGAGCUUAAUGGAAGAUUCAACAAUAAUAUGGUGGAAUUGCUUACUUUAAGUUCAACUUUAGAUCUCAGAGAUAAUUAUAAGUUCUUCAGUGUCAACAAAGUAUGUGAAUUAGUAGAACGGUUUUAUCCAGGUGACUUCAGUGACCAAGAGAAAUUUCACAUUAGAAUGCAAGCUCAACAUUAUGAACUUGAUGUUUCUAAUCAUGCUGAAUUAACUAACUUGUGCACAAUUUCGGAGUUAUGUCAAGGAUUAACGAAGACAGAAAAGUCUUUAACAUAUCCUUUGAUUCGCUUGGUAUUAACUCUCCCUGUUUCAACUGCUACAACUGAGAGAUCUUUUUCAGCUAUGAAUAUUGUGAAGAAUAGACUCAGAAACAAAAUGGAAGAUGAAUUGCUUGCUAAUUGUCUUUUGAUUUACAUUGAGAAGAAGAUUGUUGAAAAAUUUGACACAGAUUCUAUUAUCGAUGAAUUUUAUGAUAUGAAGAAUCGACGUGUACCACUUCGUUAG
Messenger RNA from Arachis duranensis, 2184 nucleotides. RefSeq lists its product as uncharacterized. The record is from RefSeq and is a predicted model, not a curated record. The transcript has 3 exons. Lineage: Eukaryota; Viridiplantae; Streptophyta; Magnoliopsida; Fabales; Fabaceae. The coding region runs from base 1 to 2184 and encodes 727 amino acids. Gene Ontology annotation, molecular function: protein dimerization activity.